Messenger RNA from Achroia grisella, 1370 nucleotides. It is a transcript of the gene CLIP3, whose product is annotated as proclotting enzyme-like. Gene Ontology annotation, biological process: proteolysis. Gene Ontology annotation, molecular function: serine-type endopeptidase activity. The record is from RefSeq and is a predicted model, not a curated record. The annotation marks the transcript as partial. The transcript has 8 exons. NCBI's taxonomy places the organism in Eukaryota, Metazoa, Arthropoda, Insecta, Lepidoptera, Pyralidae.
CAUCCCAUUGUUAACAAGCUUACAAUGCUCCUCGUCAUCAUAGUCACCACAAUACUGUUAGGAGUUGAGGGAUCAGAUUACAGAUCGGAACUAACAGACCCUGCGUGGCAAGAUGUGUUCUCCAAUGGUGGUAUGCAUAUAGGCAGAGGAAGGACAAAGCGGUUUGUACAACUCAAUGAAAGUCAGCCUAACAUCGCAUACCAAGAAUGCGUGUUGCCAAAUGGCAAAGGAGGUCACUGUAGACAUCUGCACUACUGCGUCCAGGAUGACUUCAAACAGAACAUACUCAAGUUUACGCAGUAUCUAUGCCUUAUAGAGAGUGUUAGCAUAGGUGUAUGUUGUCCAGAUGUAGAAGGCCCAGAAGGACUCGCUGGAGAUUUACCGGCCACCGCGCCUCUUGAAGAAUCCAAUGAUCUCCUAAAUAAAAUUACUCGAGAAGAAAACAGAGGUUGUGGUCUCAGUACCCGACCGCAUGAACGCGUGUUUGGCGCUAGACCAGCAAAUCCACGGGAGUGGCCGUGGAUGGCGUCCAUCACCCCGGUAGGCUUUGAACAGUACUGCGGAGGUGUACUCAUUACUGAUCGCCACAUUCUUACAGCUGCACAUUGUACAAGAAGAUGGAAAGCAGAAGAUCUGCGAGUUCGGCUGGGCGAGUACGACUUCAAUCGAAACAAUGACUCCCGUUCAUACAAUUUCCUUGUGAGCGAAAUCCAUCAACAUGCAGACUUUGAAUUACCAAGCUACCACCACGACAUCGCAAUUCUAACACUCCACAGGCCCGCAGUGUUCAACACUUAUGUUUGGCCAAUAUGUCUUCCGCCACUCGGGUUGAAAUUGACGAAUAAAACUGCUGUUAUUAUUGGAUGGGGAACACAGUUCUAUGGUGGACCACAUAGUCAUGUAUUAAUGGAGGUGGCUGUACCAGUAUGGGAUCAACAGAAGUGCAUCGACGCUUUCGUGGACUCUGUCUUUGAGGAGAGCAUUUGCGCUGGGGGCUACGAUGGCGGGAAGGAUGCUUGUCAGGGCGACAGCGGUGGACCACUUAUGCACCAGCUUCCUAGCGGACGGUGGAUCAUCGUGGGAGUGGUGUCGUGGGGUAUACGGUGUGGCGAGCCCAAUCACCCCGGUAUUUACACACGCAUCGAGAAAUACCUAUCCUGGAUUGUGGAGACUGUUCGAUUUUAACGAUAACUAACGGUGGUAUUUAGUAGUAGUGUAGUAGUAGUUUAAACAAUGUAUUGUAAUAUUAAAAUUAAAGAACUUCAUUUCAAAGUUUAUUCACGUUUGUUUAGAAUUAUUUGUAUAAACAACAUAAUAAUAUUAUGCAUAGGGUGGCUAACGUUCCUAAAUAAAAUAACAGAUUAUUUAUA